UUUUUGACCAGCAGACGGAGAGGAGUGCUGGCGCUGCCGCUGCCGCUCCGGCAGCGUGUGUGUGUGUGUGGACAGGAUGGUGUAUCUGUAGCUGCCCCGCGCAAGCACGCGUUUGACCAUGAGGACUCUUCGCAGGUUGAAGUUCAUGAGUUCGCCCAGCCUCAGUGAUCUGGGCAAGAGAGAGCAGGCAGCCUUGGAUGAGCGGGGGAGCCAGCAGCGCCGGGCCUGCUCCAACGCCACCUGGAACAGUAUCCAUAAUGGAGUAAUAGCAGUGUUCCAGCGGAAAGGUCUCCCGGACCAUGAGCUCUACAACCUCAAUGAAGGAGUCAGGCAAUUAUUGAAAACAGAACUGGGAUCCUUUUUCACUGAAUAUCUACAGAAUCAGCUGCUUACAAAAGGCAUGGUGAUCCUAAGGGACAAGAUCCGGUUUUAUGAAGGGCAGAAACUACUGGAUACCUUAGCUGAAACCUGGGAUUUUUUCUUCAGUGAUGUCCUGCCCAUGCUUCAGGCUAUUUUCUAUCCUGUGCAGGGGAAGGAACCCUCCGUUCGGCAGCUGGCUCUUCUGCACUUUAGGAAUAUCAUUACCCUCAAUAUUAAAUUGGAUGAUGCGCUGUCACGUUCCAGAGCCAGAGUUCCACCUUCUAUUAUCCAGAUGCUGUUAAUACUCCAGGGGGUUCACGAGUCGAAAGGUGUGACUGAGGAUUAUUUGAAACUGGAAUCCCUAAUCCAGAAAGUUGUUUCUCCUUACCUGGGCACAUACGGUCUGUAUUCCAGUGAUGGACCCUUCACACACGCUUCUUGUAUUUUGGAGAAGCGGUACUUCAGGCGCUCCAAGUCGGGUGACAUCCUUGCCAAGAACCCCGUGGUGAGAUCGAAAAGCUACAACAACCCGCUCUUGACACCGGUAGCUGAGUACGAGACCGAGGCCAUAGCUGCCAACGGCACGGGCAUCCGGAGGCACUCUGUGUCCGAGAUGACCUCCUGCCUGGAGCUCCAGGGAUACUCCAAUCUCACCACUAUCAUGGACAGCGGUUCCAAGAGCUCCAUGACGGCCACAAAGAACUCGCUCUCAGGAGACCAGGAAAGGGCCAGUGCUGGUUCAGUGCAAUGUUCUAGCAAACUCAACACAGCUGAGCAACAGAAAGGACUGUUUCACUCUAUGGAUGACCCACAUAGGUCUUUUGAGCUGGACAGGGACCCUGCCUUGAUUCCAGUUCCUUCUUCCAGCCCUGAGAAUAUAGUGGAUCAGAUUUUGGAGUCUAUCGACUCUGAUUCUGAAGGUAUUUUCAUAGAUUUUGGCCGAGGCUGUUCCAGUUCGUCAGCCUAUAAUGUGGACGUGAACAGACAGAGCAUCAUGUGAAGGUGACAUGGGGGACAACAGAUCUCGGGUAUUAAUAUAUAAUAUAUGGAAGUUACU
This is a messenger RNA of Tinamus guttatus (white-throated tinamou), 1417 nucleotides long. The record is from RefSeq and is a predicted model, not a curated record. Lineage: Eukaryota; Metazoa; Chordata; Aves; Tinamiformes; Tinamidae.